AUGAGCACCGGAGCGAAGAAGCGUAUUAUGAAGGCAAGCCACUAUAUGGAGGCCGGCGCAGAAGUAAUCAUGCUAACAGGGCCACAGGAGUACGGCGAGUGCAUGGCUGACACACCGCCGGGUAUGAAGAUCAACUUCGACGAGCAGAACAUGACUAAGUGGGAGGUGUUGAUGGACGGGCCAGCCCAGUCGGCGUAUGCUGGCGGCCACUUCAAGCUCGAGAUUACCUUCCCGACCGAAUACCCCUUCAAGCCACCCGUCGUCAGCUUCCGAACCAAGAUCUACCACCCCAACGUCAGCAACGACGACAAGGGGUCCAUGUGCCUGGGUCUGCUGCGCGCUGACGAGUGGAAGCCGCCAAACAAGGUGGUGUCCGUCCUGCGCCUCAUCCAGACGCUGCUCAUUGAGCCCAACCCGGACGACGCCAUCGAGCCGUCCAUCGCCAACGAGUACCGGGAGAACCGCAAGGAGUUUGAGAAGAACGUAAAGGACUGGGUCAAGCGCUAUGCCAAGUGA
This is a messenger RNA of Alternaria incomplexa, 516 nucleotides long. RefSeq lists its product as uncharacterized. The transcript has 2 exons. Gene Ontology annotation, biological process: protein polyubiquitination. Gene Ontology annotation, cellular component: nucleus. Lineage: Eukaryota; Fungi; Ascomycota; Dothideomycetes; Pleosporales; Pleosporaceae. Bases 1 to 516 code for a protein of 171 amino acids. The record is from RefSeq and is a predicted model, not a curated record. Gene Ontology annotation, molecular function: ubiquitin conjugating enzyme activity.